GAGGAGGGGAAGCUGCCUCGCCUGGCGGCCCAGAAGCGCGCGCGCGGGGGAGUGCAGCCCCUUCGCGCCCCGGCAGGCUCAGCGGGCCUGCCCGCGGCGCGCCGCCAUGAUCCAGGUGCCAGACAUGCUUGAUUGCGGGAGCCUUCCGGAGUGGGGCUCGUUCCGCUGGGCGGUCUCCUCGGCGGUGGCCGCGGGGUUCGAACGCUCGCCGCAGCUGGAGGCGCAGGCAUCGGAGCUCGAGGAGAGGUGGCGGCCCUGGGUGUGCGAGAGUGCGGAUGACCCCGACGCCUGCCGUGCGGGCGUGGGCAUGCCAGGCUUCGGCUUCAUCCGCGACCUGGAGCGGGAGUGCCGGGACUCGAACAACUUCGAGCGCUACCUUCUGCGACAUUUCUUCGCGAACACCGGCAAGGUGUUCGAGCCAUUGCGGGCGCCCUCUGGCUUCUGCCUCUACGGGUACCUGACGGCCCUGGUCGUGCUCGCGUGGCACGCCCUGCCAGACCACGAGGGCGAGGCGCUGCGGUAUUUCGCCCUGGCGCAGCACUUUGUUGGCCACUACCACUGCUUCGACUUCCUGGAGUCAUCCACCUGGCCCGUGACGUCGUUCCUUGUCCUGCUGAACAUGCAGGCGGGCAGCAGCUUCCUGGCCCUGCCCGAGCCCCCCGGCCACACGCACCCGGGGCAGCUGGGGGCGGACUUUUACCUCGAGAGGCUCAGGUGGCGGGGCACCUCCGAGGCGCGGAAGCCGAACCCGGGCGCCGCGCCGUACCUCCCGCUGCCGCUGGACCGGGCGCCCGCUGGCUGGCGCGGGCGCGGCGGCGGGCCUGAGCGGCCCCGCGUGUCCGUGUGGCAGUUCUGCAUCCAUACGUCGACCGCGGGGGAGGCGGUCACCAUGAUAGGCAGAUUCCUGCGCGGUUCCUACGACGUCGAGUUCCGGGGUAACUCGAUCGCUUUCCAGCUUUGCAACAACUACUCGCCCUCGAUGUGCGCGAGGGGCCAGGUCGCGAGCUUCCUCGAGCAGCUCUUCGCCCAGUUCCAGGACGAGGACUUCACCUAGAUUCUGUUUGCUGUCCCUCUUUACCUUUCCCUUGCCUCCC
Prorocentrum cordatum is the source of this 1094-nucleotide messenger RNA. The record is from the annotation of a GenBank genome assembly. NCBI's taxonomy places the organism in Eukaryota, Dinophyceae, Prorocentrales, Prorocentraceae.